Molecule: messenger RNA, 414 nt
Organism: Clonostachys byssicola
Lineage: Eukaryota; Fungi; Ascomycota; Sordariomycetes; Hypocreales; Bionectriaceae
Source: the annotation of a GenBank genome assembly
AUGAAGUUCUCCCUCGCUGCUAGCACUCUUGGCCUCGCUGCCCUCGCUCUUGCUGCUCCAGCCGAGUUUGAGGUCCGCGGCGGUAGCAGCGGUGGUGGUUGGGGCAGCGGUGGUGGUGGUGGCGGCGGCGGCGGCGGUGGCUCUACGCCGCCAUCCAACACCCAAAACAAUAACCAACAAUGUGGACCUAACGAAUCGAACGUCUGCUGUGAAAGCGGCGCCUGCUACGUCGCCCAGGGAUCAAAUGAUGGCUCCAGCAACUCUGUGAGCUGCAGUCAAACCAACUCCGCCACCGUCUACUGCUGCCAGACCAACUCUUCACCUGGCUCGCUUAUCAAUAUCCAAGCUCUCAACUGUAAUGAGAUCGGAAGUAUCCCUGUCACCAUCCCUGUCAGUGUGGGGAAGAAGAAAUAG